Molecule: messenger RNA, 5389 nt
Organism: Pogoniulus pusillus (Red-fronted tinkerbird)
Lineage: Eukaryota; Metazoa; Chordata; Aves; Piciformes; Lybiidae
Gene: LIMS2
Product: LIM zinc finger domain containing 2
Exons: 10
Coding region: 284-1294 (336 amino acids)
Biological process (GO): positive regulation of integrin-mediated signaling pathway; cell-cell adhesion; positive regulation of substrate adhesion-dependent cell spreading
Cellular component (GO): cell-cell junction; cytoplasm; focal adhesion
Source: RefSeq, a predicted model, not a curated record
UGCGGCGGCGCCUGCGCGACGCGCCCGAGGCCCCGGCGCGCUGCCAGUGCUGCCGCGGGCUCCGUGUGUCACGCAUGGUUGCUGCUUUUUCGUCUCUUCGCUGCCUGAAAACCAAACUUGGGCGACCGAAGGAUCAGGGAACUCGUCCGGGAGAAGCGAGGGCAGCUUAGCCGCGCUCUGUCACUGUCGGAGGCAGAUGCUGCUUCAGCUGCUACUAAUGCGGCAACCGAAAGAGCCUGGGAGCAGCGAGCAGUAGCGGUUUCAGCAGCAAGAAAGAAGUAAUAUGUCCGAUGCUCUUGCAAAUGCGGUGUGUGAACGCUGCCAGUCUCGAUUCGAUCCUGCAGAGAGGAUUGUCAACAGCAAUGGGGAGCUCUUCCAUGAAAACUGCUUUGUCUGUGCUCAGUGCUUUCGUCAGUUCCCAGAUGGACUUUUUUAUGAGUUUGAAGGUCGGAAGUAUUGUGAGCAUGACUUCCAGAUGUUGUUUGCUCCUUGCUGCGGUGAAUGUGGUGAGUUCAUUAUUGGGCGUGUUAUCAAGGCAAUGAACAAUAACUGGCACCCAGAAUGUUUCCGCUGUGAGCUGUGUGAUGUAGUGCUUGCUGACCUGGGGUUUGUGAAGAAUGCUGGCAGGCAUCUGUGCAGGCCGUGCCAUAACCGUGAAAAGGCUAAGGGAUUGGGCAAGUACAUCUGUCAGAAGUGCCACCUGAUAAUUGAUGAGCAGCCACUGAUGUUUAGGAAUGAUUCCUACCAUCCAGAUCACUUCAACUGCACUCACUGUGGGAAAGAGCUGACUGCUGAGGCCCGGGAGCUCAAGGGAGAGCUGUAUUGCCUGCCCUGCCAUGACAAGAUGGGAAUCCCCAUCUGUGGAGCCUGCCGCAGACCCAUUGAGGGACGAGUAGUCAAUGCUCUGGGAAAGCAGUGGCAUGUUGAGCAUUUUGUUUGUGCUAAAUGUGAGAAGCCAUUCUUGGGGCACCGACACUAUGAGAAGAAAGGACUGGCUUAUUGUGAAACUCACUAUAACCAGCUCUUUGGAGAUGUCUGCUACAACUGCAGCCACGUGAUAGAAGGAGAUGUGGUAUCAGCUCUUAACAAGGCCUGGUGUGUGAACUGCUUCUCCUGCUCCACCUGCAACAUCAAACUUACACUGAAGAAUAAGUUUGUGGAGUUUGAUAUGAAGCCUGUGUGCAAGAAGUGCUAUGAGAAAUUCCCUCUGGAGCUGAAGAAACGUUUGAAGAAGUUGUCUGAGCUGGCAUCCAAGAAAGCACAUCCCAAAGCUCUGGAUUUAAACUCUGCUUAAAACAGGUCUGUCAGUCUACUGACUGCACUCUUACAGUCAUAAGCUGCUGCUCACAGCAGCUGUUGAUUACAGAGGUAAUUAAUAAGAACAAAUAAAACCAAAGAUUAGUAACUUUCCCAGCUUCUGGUAAUGCAGCUUGCAUCUUGACUAUCCCAUUUUUGAAGCAAUUGUCUACUAAUGCUGGCAGAAAGAGGAAUGGUUUCUGCUUUAUCAGUUCACAGGCUGCUUAUUAAUUUGCUUAAUAACAACUUUCUCUGCCAUUGUGGAAUUCUACAGAGUUUUUCCUUCCUCAGUUGAACUGUAGUCCUCACUCCAGUUCUUUGUGCUCUAAGGAAUGUGGAAACAGUGGUUGAGUGUGGGUGGAAAGGGAUGUGUUAUCUGGUCUUCUUCAGCUAAAGUAUAGACAUUUCUCAUCCUGAAUGAAGAAGUUUUGAUUUUUUUUUAACAUGUAGGCAAAUAUUCUAAAAGCUGUCACUCUGCUACCUGCAAAAUGUUCUGAUCUUUCUCCACAUUCCCACUGAGCACACAAAAAUGCUGUACACACUUCAGGUUUGCAGGUUUUCCGAGAGAGACCAGCAACCAACAGCUCUGGCAUCUGCACUGCUUCUUUGUUUGGCUUAGGUCCGCCGUUUAGACAGCUGAAGAAGUUUGCAUUGCUGCUUUUCUGUGCAGUGCUAAAGAGAUUUCAGUUGUCAAGGCCGUGGUCAGCCUCUUUGGAAGAGUUUGUGCCCUCCUGAAGGAGGAGGUGGCUAUGGGAAACAAAAGAUUUUUAGAAACUGACUCUAAUUUUCUGACUUUGUUCUCUGUUACUGCACCGGUAGUAGAGCCUCAAGUAGUCAACACAAAGCAUCCUCUGUCCACUGGCAGAGCUGACAUUGCUUGGGGCAAUGUGGCUGGAACCUUGUUUAUUCUUUUGUGUGAUAAACAUCCCCUAUUAUCAAAUUGAUUUUUUAAGUGCUUCAGUUUCCCUGCCCUUCUCACUUCAUUUGAAAGAUCAGUAAGUACAUCCUUGUUGGCCAUGCUCCAGGAAGCCAAAUUACAUGUAGGGGAUUCUAAUAUUGAAAGUUUGUAGCAAAUGGGAUCUUAUGCAGAGAAAAAUAAAUAAGUAAAUCUUUCCCCUCUGAAAGUUUCUUAACAUUUUCACACAAAUGAGUUCCUCAUAACCUUUAUUUUUAAGGCCUAAGGACCUCAGAUGUUAAUUGGUAUACCUUAAGCAUAUACUUCUGCUCUGUAGUGCUGCCUAUCACUGGUGAAGUUUCACUUGUACUGUCUCUGCUAGCACAACCCAAGGUGCUGAGAAACUGACUGGAUUUGAACAUGUUCAAUGUUUCUUUAUGGGUGAGCCAUCAGCAGUGCUGUUUCUGAGUCCACCUGUGUAUUUUAUAAUCAUAGUGAGCUUUCGGGACCUCUGCAGGUGCUCCCCCUAGUUUCUGGUGCUUAACUAAGAUGAGCAGCCUACAAACCUCUUCCCAUGAGCAGUUGGAGACUGUGCCUGCCCUUUUGUGAAGUGGACAGGAUGAAAAGCACUUGGGGACUGCUGCCCCUUGCAUGAUUUAAGUCUUCCAAAAAGGGUGCUAGUUUAGUAGGUCAAAUGAACAAAGCAGUUGGUCCUGGGCGACACUGCAGCUCCAGGUGAAUUAGCUAGCAAGAGUUUACAGCUUCUUCAGUUCAUGUAUGUGUGAGCAGUAACUGGAUUGGGGCAAUAAUCUGCAUUGAAAUUGUCCACACUGCCAUCACACUGCUCAGACUAGAUCUCAACAAGAUGAUAGCUAAAGCACUGACAGCUGUUCAUGGUUGCUACCUAUGAAGCUCUAGCAGCAGUAUCACAGCAGUGGUGGGAAGUCCUGGCUAACUGUAUGCAGAUGAGAAUUCCACAUGCAGACCAUCUCUUAGAUACUUACUGACUUUACUGACUCGGUUCCCUUCAGCUGCUUUGCCAUUCGCUGCUGUAAGUUACUAUUAACCUUUAGCUGGGGUAUGCUGCAUCCACUGUAACACUGAGGAGGGGAUAAGCCUGUUUUUAACCAGAGCUCUUCCAUCUUCCGACCAAUAAGCACUGUAGAUCACAGCAACUGUAGCUGCUUUUGUCACUGCUUUAGGAGAAAGCAUGACUUGUGCAUUGUUCUCUCGACAGCCUGCCAAUGGUCCUUUAGUUAGGGGCACAAAGAGCAGCUCAUCCUUCGGUGCAGCACUAGGUAGCCACUGCAAAGACUCACGCUAUUAGCCUAUUCUUUGGUGUUUUUUCACAGCCUAAAACUCAAGGGCUGCAGAUCUAGGUGCAGUUCAGUAUGAGAUGCAGAUUCGCCUUGGAAUAAAGGGUUUAGGCCUAUUCCUAAGUCGUAGCCACAGGCCAAGCCUAAUGCUAAAUCCGAGCAACCUCCUGGGAAGGUGGUGGAGGAACACACAGAUGCAUAAUGUAGCCGCUGGUGAAGACAGCAAGACUAUAUAACUAGCAGGCAAUAGGUAAUCAUCUUUCACUGGCCACUCUCCAGUUCAGCAAUGGAAAAUGCAUGCACGUAGAUGUGAAUGGAGUUACUUUUGUACUGCAUGCUCCUGCUUUGUCUCAUGUUAGAAAUUCAGGAGACCUAGCAAGCUUAAGUGUUUGAAGGACAGUUGAUAUUGUUCUCUUUGGUAAGCCAAGAAGUUCUCUAGGAUUUGGAUAAUGUCCAUAUCUUCAGAGCAUUACCCAGAGUCAACAAGGGAAAAAGGUCAUCACAGUCCCUGGUCUUUACAUUAGCAGAGGGUGAUGUUCUCUUAGUGUCUCUUAAAUUAUUACUUCUUAACAGCUAUUUUUGUUAUAAUCUCACUGCUCCCAGCCUGCAACCUGCAGAGUGUCAGUAAUGAACAUCACUGACAUGCCAUUUGUGGGACAGUGGAAUUGAAGGAGGAGUAAUACGGGUGUAAGUUGCAGCACAAGAGGUUCCACCUCAACACAAGGGGGAACUUCUUGACUGGAAGGGUCACAGAGCACUGGCACAGGCUCCCCAGAGAGGUUGUGAGGUCUCCUUCUCUGGAGCCUUUCAAGGCCUGUCUGGAUGUGUUCCUCUGUGAUCUGUGUUAGAUAGGAUUGUCCUGCUCUGGCAGGGGGGUUGGACUGGAUGAUCUCCUUGAGUCCCUUCCAACCCCUGACAUCCUGUGAGCCUGUGACCCUGUAAUAACUAUUAAUAUUUGAAAGAAAUUCAUCUUCUCCUACUUCUUUGAGCCCCCUUUAUAAAAAGACAACUAGAAUAUAAUGCAGCUAAUAUAAUUAGUGUGUAGAUAGGUUGGCAGGGUGGGGUUUGCUUCUGCUUUGGUUUACUUUUUAACUUACUUUUUUUAAAUGGAGCCAAGGUCUCAGUCACAAAUAAGCUGCAUGCUUUUUUCCAUUGCUGUAAAUAGUCUUGCUGGCCAAAUUAGUCUGAAGUAUCACACCACUGGAGUGUAUAGAUUUAGAUCAAGGCUGGAUUUGGUUUCAGAAGUCUACACUUACUAAAAGCUGUUAUCUCAUCAAAGGCAUUUAUAGUUUACAUUCAUAAUUACACAUACUGCAUUAAAAUCACUAAUAUUCACUGAGUAUGCUUGCAAACAGUUUUGCUUUUAGACACCACACUACAUGAAGCCUGUUUGUAUUCAAAGAGUGUGCUAAUGACUUGCAGUCUUGUUAUGGCAACCCAAUCAGCUCAGUGAGGUUUGCAUCCUGGUCUUUAUUUUUAUAGCAGUCUGUGCAGUCUAGGCCAAUAUUGUUCAACCUUCCCUAUGGAGUUCCUGGCUCUUGCAUGUUUUGUGUUAAAUAAGGUAGCUGCCACUUCAUAAAAGUUGUUGGAUGCUGAAGAGAGGUGUCAGGCAAAUGUAAUAAAUGUGGUUGUACUAGUCUGUAAGCACUGUUCAGUGCUGAGGGUGGUGGAGAGUGAGUAAAAGAAUUAGCAGCUACUUGCCUUGGUUUCAGACCUUGAUGAGCAGUGUGGAUUCUGCACCAUGUGGAGCUCUCAUUUUAUCACACCUUGUUUGCCUUGUCUGACCAAAGCAUAUGAUUGUGGAUUGAAAUGUUGUAACACCAUACCUUUUUAUGUUCCUGUAAUAAAAAGAACUGUAAUACACUUGCAAUCUUCACACAAA